Funneliformis geosporum is the source of this 147-nucleotide messenger RNA. The record is from the annotation of a GenBank genome assembly. NCBI's taxonomy places the organism in Eukaryota, Fungi, Glomeromycota, Glomeromycetes, Glomerales, Glomeraceae.
AAAAAACUUGAAGGAUUUGACUUUGAUCAGGAUCUUGUACUUUAUGGUAUACAAAUUCAAAAUGAUAUACAAACAAAAAAGUUCCAUCCAUCUUUUUCAUUACUUGUCAAAGACUUUGACAGCACUUUAAUGUGUUAUGGAUGUUAA